Molecule: messenger RNA, 2927 nt
Organism: Onychomys torridus (southern grasshopper mouse)
Lineage: Eukaryota; Metazoa; Chordata; Mammalia; Rodentia; Cricetidae
Gene: Fbxo46
Product: F-box protein 46
Exons: 3
Coding region: 266-2077 (603 amino acids)
Molecular function (GO): protein binding
Source: RefSeq, a predicted model, not a curated record
CCCGGAAGGGGAGGCUGGAGAAGAGCGAGUGGGGGGGAAACCCGCGUAGUCGAGCGCUCUGCAACGCGGGGAGAUGCCUCCUCAGAUUGUGAGCACUGAUCACCAUGCCCUGUUGGCAGGUCAUUUUCAUGUUGAGAUGUCUGGAAGGAGAUGGGCCCAAGGUGGAGAUUAGGCGGCUGCUACUCGCUGGUGGCAUGUGGAGCUCCCUACCACCAUCCUGGUCCUGAGAUUCAGUGGCUGCCUGCUGUUUGUCAUCACCUCCAGCAUGGACAGGGGCAGCCUCCUGCCCUUCCAGCUCUGGUGUCCCAGGCCCUUUGGAACGUAUUCCCAGAACCAGCCACGCCCGCCUUCUGCUGCCCUCAAGCCUCCAGCCUGCUCUGACGCAAGCAGUGGGACUGAGCCUGACCAUGGACCUGCACACUCAGAGAACACGCCACCUGCCUUGGCUGCAGAAGCCCCCACCUCCCAGCAUGCUCCACUCCUCUCUUCAGCAGCUGCUGGUGAUGAGGGUCGAGUUCUGCUAGACACGUGGUAUGUAAUCAAGCCUGGAAAUACAAAGGAGAAGGUGGCCUUCUUUGUGGCCCACCAGUGUGGUGGAGGUAGCCGGGCUAGCUCUAUGAAGGUCAAAGGGCACUGGGGCAGUGAUAGCUCCAAAGCCAAGAGGAGGAGGCGCUGCCUUGAGCCCACCAAGGCUCCUCCAGACCCAGGGGGCAGAGGAGGAGCCCCUGCCACUGAGGGAGCCCCCACAGCAUCCGGGGAUGAUGUAGACCUGCUCUCCGUAGCAGAAAUGGUGGCCCUGGUCGAACAGAGAGCUGCCCUGGCCCUGCAGAGUUACCCACGCCCCAACACCCAAGCUCCGGUGGUCUUUGUGUCAGCUGAACAAGGAGGACCAGCCAAGGGGUUGGGGGCAGAGAGGCGGUCUGGUGGUGCUGACUGCAGCCGAGUGGCUGAAGCAGUGGCCCACUUUGAGGCCCAGCGGGACAGCCCUCCAACCAAGGGUCUGCGCAAGGAGGAGCGGCCAGGUCCUGGGCCUGGUGAGGUGCGUAUAGCUUUCCGCAUCUCCAAUGGCAGAGAGCCCCGUUCACCAGAUGGCAGUUUACCUACUUGGAGCGGAGGCCGGCCUGGUAGUCCUUACCCUGGUAGUCCCGGGCCUGGGGCUCGAGCCAAAGACAAAAUCACUUGCGACUUGUACCAGCUCAUCAGCCCCUCCAGGGAUGCCCUUCCCAGCAACAUGGAGUUCCUACUGGCCAGGGCCGACGAAGCCAGUGAAGGUGAGACACCAGCCCCGGCCAGGCCUGAGGAUACUCCCCCAGCUCCCCCUCCACCCCCUGCCCGAGACUGUGGAGCAUCGGGAUUCCAUGUGGAUGUGGUGGUAACGGGUGUAGUGGAUGAGUGCAUCUUCUUUGGCAAAGAUGGCACCAAGAACGUGAAGGAGGAGACUGUCUGCUUGACAGUGAGCCCCGAGGAGCCACCCCCACCUGGCCAGCUCUUCUUCCUCCAGUCCCGGGGUCCAGAAGGGCCUCCCGAGCCACCCCCAGCUGAUACAGCAAGCAUAGUGCCAGGCCCUGACGAUUCUGAGGGCACAACGGACACCUCCCUGUGCCGUCUGUACCGGCACGUGUCUCAUGACUUCCUGGAGAUUCGCUUCAAGAUCCAGCGUCUUCUGGAGCCACGGCAGUACAUGCUGCUGCUGCCUGAGCAUGUGCUGGUCAAGAUCUUCAGCUUCCUGCCCACCCGAGCCCUGGCAGCCCUUAAGUGCACCUGCCACCACUUCAAGGGCAUCAUCGAGGCUUUUGGUGUGCGUGCCACGGACUCGCGCUGGAGCCGGGACCCACUCUAUCGCGACGACCCUUGUAAGCAGUGCCGCAAGAGAUACGAGAAGGGGGACGUGUCGCUCUGCCGCUGGCACCCCAAGCCCUACCACCACGACCUGCCUUACGGACGUUCCUACUGGAUGUGCUGCCGCAGAGCUGACCGCGAGACCCCAGGCUGUCGCUUGGGCCUGCAUGACAACAACUGGGUGCUGCCGUGCAAUGGAGUGGGUGGGGGCCGCGCUGGCCGGGAAGAGGGGAGGUGAGGCCUGGGGCGAGGGGCACCUGCCGUUCCUAAGCCCUUCCUGCUUUGCUGGGGCUGGGGACCAGGAAUGAGUCGCCAGCCAACACCUCAGUCCAUCCAGCGUUCGUCUCCCACUAGAACUGGGACCAGGUUUGGGGGUUGACGGGUAAAUGCCCCGGUUGACCCCUAUUGGUUUUUUACUCUUCAGAGCCAGGCCAUGGACCCUCAGAGAGGGUUGUGGUGGUUGUGGUCUUUUUAUCAGCAUCUCAAUUGCGCCUCCAUCGAGCUCAACCCCUCCCCCCAGUCUCGCCACCCCAGGGACCCACCAGCAGGGAGCAGACGGCAGCUAAUUCUGGUAUCACCUGAGGCUUUCCCCAUUCUGUGCCUCCCCCAGUUCUUUGUCUUUGGGGCUGUGUUCACCCAAAGGGCUGCAGUCUGAGGUUGACGCCUCCAGGCCAUUAGCUUGCAACUCAAGUUGGCACUUUCUGGAGGCAGCCCCCAUUUCUAGAUGUUUUCCUCAUUAAAUGAAAAAAAUGGUUUCUUCCGAACUACCAGUCUCUCCCUCUCCCCCACAGGGAAGGGGGUGAAACCCCUGCAAGUGUAGAGACCCCUCUUUAAGCUCUUGUCACUGACUCCCCAGUAAAGCUGUGAAGCCCCUUGCCUCAGAGGGCAAGGACAGUGGGUGUGAAUUUCUAGGUAAUUCUUCCUUCCACUUGGGGUACUCAGUGAGGCAUUUGGGUCUCUGCCCCCCUCCCCAACAAGCCACAAGUUUCUUUAGAAUCUUUUGGUUAACUGUGGCACCUUGAUUUUUAGGCAGUUUGGUCCAAGAUUUUUUUUUUUGUAAUUUAUUUUUGAUUUUUGAAGGCAUGGUU